UGUCGUCAUAGCACCGGAAAUUGUAGCUCCACCUCACUCAGUUAUGGUGGUCAUCGGUUGAAAGACUCGUCGAAAAUUUCAAGUAAAUCUCCUUCCUGCUUUACUUUAUACGCGUUUUUCUUCAACUCUCACCAAAUAGUUGACUGCUUAAAAUGGGAAGGAGCAGGAGUCGAUCUCCUCCAAGGCGUGAGAGGAGGCGUUCCCGGUCAACUUCAAGAGAACGUGACAGAAGGAGAAGGGAGAGGGAUCGUUCACGAGAUCGGGACAGAGAAAGGAGAAGAAGUCGUUCCCGAUCUCCACACAGGAGACGUUCAAGGUCUCCUCGGCGCCAUCGCUCCUCAUCUCUCUCUCCUGUGAGGCAAAAAGACAGACGUGAAGAUGAACGUAAAGAGAAGUCAUCGAAACCUAUUCAAAUAUCAGCUGAGGACAUGCAAGGCAAAACUGAAGAAGAAAUUGAGAUGAUGAAACUAAUGGGCUUUUCAACAUUUGACUCAACUAAGGGUAAGAAGAGUGAAGGAGCUACCAAUGCGUAUGCUGUCAAUACCACCAUGAAGAGAAAAUACAGGCAAUACAUGAACAGAAAGGGUGGAUUCAACAGACCAUUGGACUUCAUCGCGUGAAACGCUAUUGCUGCUACACUCCCAAAACAUACAUUUGUUGUAAUUGUUUUAGGGCUAUCUCGUUUUAUUUUGUGAUCUUUGGUCUUGUAGGUUGUUGGACUUUUCCAUACAUAUUUUCGAUUAUUGGUAGACAGUAUCAUUUGUCUCUGUUUCGUUUCUACCACAUUUUAGUUUUGAAGCAUGGUCCAUUGCAAACAUGAGGUCAAUGAAACCUGAUGCUGUGUAAUUGUACUGAAAUAAAAGAUCUUUUCAAGUCA
Molecule: messenger RNA, 877 nt
Organism: Syngnathoides biaculeatus (alligator pipefish)
Lineage: Eukaryota; Metazoa; Chordata; Actinopteri; Syngnathiformes; Syngnathidae
Gene: snrnp27
Product: small nuclear ribonucleoprotein 27 (U4/U6.U5)
Exons: 6
Coding region: 153-620 (155 amino acids)
Biological process (GO): RNA splicing
Cellular component (GO): precatalytic spliceosome
Source: RefSeq, a predicted model, not a curated record